AUGGCGAGAUCUGGAGUUCCAGGUCAGGUAGCUUACGAGUUGGAGUUACCGCCAGGACUGGAAGCAGUCCAUCAGAUCACAGAAAAUUUAUCAUACGAGGAAGAAUCAGUUGCCAUUCUUGAUAGGCAAGUCCGCAGGCUGAGGACAAAGAAUGUGGUCUCUGUAAAGGUCCUGUGGAGAAGAAGAGAUAAGGAGGAAAUGACAUGGGAAGCUGAGGAGGAAAUCAAGUCCAAAUAUCAUUAUCUAUUCCUUGCUGUAGAUGUUCAAGGAGAAACAUUACAGAACCUUACCCAGCCAGGAAAUAAUCUGCAAGGUUAA
Molecule: messenger RNA, 318 nt
Organism: Lycium ferocissimum
Lineage: Eukaryota; Viridiplantae; Streptophyta; Magnoliopsida; Solanales; Solanaceae
Exons: 3
Coding region: 1-318 (105 amino acids)
Source: RefSeq, a predicted model, not a curated record